AUGAAAGAACAGCAUCGAACGAGCCUUAACGAAGGUAGGAAGAGGGACUUUGUGGCUGAUGGUGGUGGAGACGGAUUGAUAAUCAGCAGGAAGACCGGCAGAGUCGGAGAUGGAACAACCGACAGCGGUCAAAGAGUCAGCCAACAUCUUCAAUUGAGUGACAUAAUCAUUGAUUGUGGAAUCACCCUUCUUCAAGCUGUGGAAUUGCAGCUUCAGAUGGAGAAGCCGAGAGCCAAGUUGGUCAUGAAACAGCUUCUCGAUCAGCAGCAGCAAGCCAAAUUGAAAAACAGAACUGGAAGCAAGCAGAACAGGAAGCAAGCCGGAAGCAAUGCUGCAGCAACAGGAAGGAGCAGCAGUGCGCACGGCAAGGAAGAGAACUGUGGCGGCCGUGGAAGAAGAGAUCUGAAGCAGCGGCCAUGGAGGAAGAGCAGCGGCAGUGCGCACGGUGGAUCGAUGGCUCCUGGAUUAUACAAAGGUGAUGUUUUCAGUUUAAGUACUAAUUCUUGGGAACCAUUAGUUUUGGAACAUGAUGAUGAUUCUCACAGUAUGCAUGGAGAGCUCAAACACAUGGACUAUGUUGUUCAUGAUGGAAGUCUCUAUUGGCUAGCUACUUUUGAUGAUGAAGAUGGUGUAAUAUCUUACACCUUGUCUAAGCCUUUAAUUGUGAAACCUUGGGAUGUAGAGAAGGGUCUAAAGUAUAGUAAUGUUGAAAAAGCCCCUGUGUGGAUUAGGCUUUAUGGUCUUGAAUUGAAGUAUUGGCAUGAAAAUUCCAUGAGUAGAUUGGCUAGCUCAACUGGGGUUCCGUUGCAAGCUGAUGAAUAUACUGUGAGUAAAAGUAGAGUCCAAUAUGCACGUAUACUUGUUGAAAUGGAGAUUAGUGAAACUGUUCCGGAUAAAUCGGUGUUUGAAGAUGAGUGUGGCAUUUUGAAGGUGCAAAAAGUUGCCUAUGAGUGGAUACCAACCAAGUGUAACCAAUGUUUGGAGUAUGGGCAUGGGUCUGAAAAGUGUAGGAAGUUGGUUGGCAAGGUUGACACAAGGGUGAAAGAACCAGCACCUGUAUGGAGGAGAGUGGUGAAAGGGAAACACUCUAAUAUGAGUACUAGGACUGAGUGGGUUAGCACUGAUACAAACAAGGGCUCUGUUGCUAAUCCUUCAAUGAAGGAAAGAAAAAAAGAGUCCAAUGUGUUAGCAAACCAACUUAAUCUUAGUGGCUCUGAAUGUAGUGUGGUCAGGGAGAGAUGUUACCCUGUGAACCUGGAUGUCCCUAGUACUAAAGAGGUAGCUGUUAUGCAGUCUCUUCUUGGGAUAACUAAAAAAGCUACUAAUGCUCAGGUGGACAAGAGGUUUGCAGAGAAUAGGAUUGGGUUGAAAGAGAGGAUGAUGAUAAAUCCGAGACCAGGCUGUUCAGGGUACAAGAAUGUUUCAAGUCUGCCAGAAAUUGAAGAGACUCAAUUCCAGCUGAGGAAGUUAAAUAGAGCAGAGUAUGAUGAUAUUGUUGAGAAGGCCUUGAAAGAUCAGUGUCUAUUGAGCAAAAUGCAGAAAGAAUUGAGUGUGGAACCGUUAAAUGUUGAACUACAGGAGGAAGAAAGAGAAUUGUAUAAACAGUAUCUGGAAUCCAGUAAAGCAGCUAACGGUUUCCUCCAGCAAAAAGAAAAAGCGAAAUGCAUUACUGAAGGGGAUCAAAACAUGAGGUAUUUCCACUCUCUUUUGAGUACAAUGAAAAGUAACAUAUGGUCUGUCUAUAUAGAUGAUGGAGAGGAGAUCAAUGAUAGAACUGGAAUUGAGGAUCACUUUGUUCAGUUCUAA
This is a messenger RNA of Oldenlandia corymbosa var. corymbosa, 1806 nucleotides long. Lineage: Eukaryota; Viridiplantae; Streptophyta; Magnoliopsida; Gentianales; Rubiaceae. The record is from the annotation of a GenBank genome assembly.